Messenger RNA from Tachysurus fulvidraco (yellow catfish), 4729 nucleotides. RefSeq names its product centrosomal protein 295 (gene cep295). Bases 763 to 4626 code for a protein of 1287 amino acids. The record is from RefSeq and is a predicted model, not a curated record. Lineage: Eukaryota; Metazoa; Chordata; Actinopteri; Siluriformes; Bagridae. The transcript has 25 exons. Gene Ontology annotation, biological process: regulation of centriole replication. Gene Ontology annotation, cellular component: centrosome; centriole; cytosol.
CAGCUCCGGCUCUAACAGCCGCCAUCUUGGAGCAAAGACUAGGCGGUCUAUUCAAAACGGAAGACGCUGCUUUGUUUAUUAGUUCUUAAUAUGGAUUAUAGACAAUGACUACAAAUGUAAAGCUGUAAACCUAUUUCAAAAUGAUGGAUUAUAUCAAACUCUGGUAAUUGAUGAGCUACUGCGAAUUAAAUACGAUGUGCCAAUGAGCUAGCUAGCUGAUGACGGGAAAUAAACAAGCUAUUCCUAAUACGUUGUAGGAGAUACUCGGGUUGCCAGAUUGGAUUGCGUGUCGGUUUCCUGAGAGUUUUACUUUUUUCGUGCGUUUAAUAAACCAUGUGAGUGAGUGAUAAAUAUGUAAACCCGGACAGUGUAUGCUACAUCGAAUGAUGAAGAGAUUGCGUAGAAUUUAUUAUCGAUAUUGAAGUUAAUAUACAUUUUGAAGUGUUCACUAGGUAGGAGUUUGUCUUGCAAAUCUGGCAACCCUGGUGUCUACGCAAGUUAUUUAACUGUCAAGCUCAUCUUGGAUUGGCGGCGCGUUCAAUAGCGCCUUAGAAUGGUUGUCAUGGAUUUUAUCAAACACAGUUUUCAGGUGUUUAUUAGAAGUCAGUACUGUUGAUGCAUGUUUACACCAGUCAGAUAUUAGCCACGGAGAUAAAACUAGUGAUACGGUGGAUUAGCUAAAUAUCAGUUUGUUACUUUAGGAGUUAAACAGUUAAAUCGACUCUGAUCACAAGAAAAGCUAAAUCAGAAAAAUACUGGAGUAUGAAAGGAAAAAGCAUAAAGGUGAGACGACUGAGUCCGAACGAGGAGGCGCAACUGGUCCGAGAAGAACUGCAGAGAAGAAGAAAACUGAGAUUACAGCAAGUACGGGAACAAGAGCGCUCUAUUGCGCUGCACGUGCGGCGUGAGGUGCAGGAGAGGAGAGAGAGAGAGCUGCAGAGUCUCGCUACAGGUCUCAGAGAUGAGUGGCAGAAACACAGAGGAGAGAGGAUACAAACAUUGGAGAAGGUCUACAAGGAAAACCUCAGAGAUGUGGGUCAGGGCCACCGCAGUGCCAAAGAAAACGAGCCAGAUCGAGAAGCACUGUUGCUGAAAAAAGAACAGAAUGACCUGCGAGCUGCAGAAAGGCAUCAGAAGGCUCUUCAGAGUCUCAUCACACAACGACAUGCUGAAGCAGAUCAACGCAACCGACACAUCGAGGCACGUAAAAAGGCUCUGACGGUGGAGAAGGAGAGAGCAGCAAAAAUCGCCGGCCUUCCUCACUCCGCCCCUGACCCUAUAGAGAGUGUUGCGGUUCAGACUCCACUCCAACCCAAGAUAUCCAACGUGCUGCAUUACUCCAUCACCCACCACCAUGUCCCAGAGACAGCAGUGGACAGAGAGACAGAUACAGAUCAGCCGGAUGCUCAGGAGGCAGCAGCAUCAGAGGCUCGGCGGUCGGAGGAGCUGGAGAAAGAAGAAGCCCUCGAGAGGCAGGAGCAACACGAACGUGCACGGCUUAGAGGAAACCGUGCUCUUUGUAGGGAAAAAGGCAUCCAGGACAACGCGAGGUUGAUGUGCGAGCUGGAGCGGCUGCAGCAGGCCGAGCUGCAGCGGCGAAGACACACGGUGAAUAACGUGCCAGCGCAGAUCUUCCAGCCGCUUUACAGGCACGAGGAUCUGAGAGCUGAGCAGCAGAGAGAACUGGAAAAUGCCUUUCAGGACUUGUGCACUGAAGAUAAAGUGAUCAGAGAUGACUUGGUCCUGCGGUUGGUGUCCGAGCCGCUUCCUCUUCCUCCUCCUGUUCCGUCUGCUAAAACCGACAGUAGACCUGAAAGUCAUGUGGACCUGGACGUGACCCUUGAAACCAAGGAGAUGCCAUAUGAGGAGGAAGAGGAAGAUGCAGGACAGGAGCCUGUUUCUUCUCAAUGCUCUUCGGUGCCUGCUGAGGGUGCGAGUAGGGUGGCUCUGCGGAGGCUGUUGGAUCGCAUCAGGACACAGAAGGAUCAGUGGAGCAGGAGGGAUCCUGCAGAAGGGAAAGGAGUCAGAUUGGAGAACGCAAUCAACGAAGAUGGAUCGCCGAGCGGUCUGGAAUGGCAGCAAGCUUCUAGUCUGGAGGAAGGAACAGUUGGUUCAUCGCUGGCAGAAAACAGUUCAGAUUCCAAGCUGAGUGAAGACUCCAUUGUAGCAGGACCCAAGCUGGAAGCAGACCAGCAGAGCACAGAAAUGGACCUGAGAGUGAGCAGCGAAGAAGAGCUGAAGAGGAGGCAAGAGGAACAGCUUGACCUGCUACAGGAGCAACAGCGGAGUCUGGAGCUUCAGCUAGAGGAGGCACAGCUGUGUAGGCAGAGGCUACAGGAUGCUUUACACGCGUCAUCUGGGAUAUGUAGCGUACAGGAAACCUCGAAACCACAGCAGGAAAUGGUUUCUGAACCUUCUCCUGAGGUGAAGGUUUCAGCCGCAGUGUCUGACGGCGUACACAUACAGAAACUCCAACAAUAUCAGCAAAGACUCCUGAAGCAGAACCGCCUUCAUCAGAAGACUAUUCACGAAGCUCGUCGGAAUCUUGAGGAAUACAAGCAGACACUGAAGAUGCGCUAUGCUCCUGUUGCCAUGACAGCAGAACAUACACCAUCACCUUCAGAAGGCACUUGCGCUUUUCCGGAUUUUCCUCGAAGGACGCUCUCGACUGCCGCCGCGAAGGUUUUAAAAACCGACGCUGAAUUUCAAACCUCUCGUGAGACCCCGGCGGUGAACGUAAAGCAAAGUCACAACAAUAUUGUACAAACAGACCCAGCUUUUCUUAUUCCGCCUCCUCUACCUGGUCCCAGCUCCGCCACGUCUACACACACAGAUACCCAUGUAAUGGAUCAACCUAUCUCGCACUCGGUGCACGAGGACGGCUUGGAUCCGAUUCCACAUCCAGCAGCCAGCACUUUAUUAGACAAGACACCUUUAGACGGUACUUCGGAGCGUCAUGAAGUUCCUCUUCUCCCCCCUGCUGUGUUUCUGGAAUAUAUGCGAAGCAGGCGUUCUCAGGCACCACCCACGCACCUGCCUCCAGGCUCUCAGCAGGGCACAAAAGAUCUUGGUGUUUUGCUGCAGGAGAAGCUCGAGAACAGCGACCCGCGUCGGGACGCGGAAGCGCAGAGCAAUCGGCAGGUCAGAGAUCGGCUGCGCGAACAAAGAGAUGCCCUACACGCAUUACUAAGAGCACAGCAUGCAAAGUCAGUUUCACUGGGAAUGCAUGACAGUGACAGUGCUGUUAUUGAUGCUUCUGUAAAGCCUCAUGAGAGGAGUAAUGAACCGAUUCAGGUCUCUACAACACCGAGUCAGAGUCAUGUCCAUACCCAACCAACUCCUUUGUAUGGGUCUAUUGCAAGUUCUGGAUCUACACAACAUUCUUUGUGCGAGUCAACAAGGGAUGGACGAGUCAAUCCACCGGUUUCUUGCCCACCGCGAUCGCUCCAAAUCCUUCUGCAUGACUUCGAGCUGCACAAACUCAGCACCAUUGAAGAAGUUGAUACUCCAGUUAAUGUUACCAUGGAUACAGCUGCCGAGGUGCGCAUGGAGAGCUCGUCGGCCGAGAGCUCUGAUUACUCUGUAUCCUACAGUCUGUCUAUGAGUUCACCCACCCUAGGCUCAGGGAGCAGUCAGGGGCAAAGCUCAGAGGUCAUAAGGUCAGAAGACGGCACACACAGACCCAGCAAACUGUCAUGGAAAGAGAUGCUCCAGCUGGAAUCGGCCACUGCAACAGACUCGACAGAGCAGCAGCACGAAGAGGAGCUGGAGCUGGUCUUACCACAUGACGGAGCAGCUGGUAUGCCAGAUUUUCUCUCCUCGACCACCCUCUCAACAGGCAGCUACUUCUCUAGCGAGCUUGAUCCCAACUUCAACGGUACAGAUUCUUCUUUGUUCAGUAAUGAGUUGCCUGGAGCAUCUCUCACCUGCUCCAGCAGCAGUAACAGUCUGCAGCACAUUAUCGAUAAAUACACAAAAGAGCUGGAUAAAUCCCUCCGGUCGGUUCAUACAGGAGACGGCGGUUUUGUAGUAACUGCUCCAGAGAGCGAGACCACAGCUUUCAGCAUCUGUACAGAACAGGACGCUGGAAUGCUCCAAACAGUACAACCACCAACGCUCCCAUUACAGUGCAACCUGGAGGACAGCAAUUCCAUGAACACCACUGUGCAGGAUACUUUCCAGUCUCUUUCUCCGGAGAUCACAAACAACGACAUGACUGACUGUUCCGUAAGUCUCCGACUUGGGUUAAAUCCACCUGUCGAGACCUCCAACACUAACACAGAGACAACUGCCUCAGAUUGGCUCGAUUGUGGCCUUUCCCAACACGUCUCCACAACAGAUGACCAGUCGUCGUCUCCAGGCUUUCCACAGUGGGAAUGGACACUGGGGAGCAACAGCGAAUUAAGGACUCUAGAAGCUUCCGUCUCACAUAAAGAAAAAGGCUUUGAGGAACCCGAGCUUUCCCGGUCUACCACUAGCCUGUCUUCGCUCUGCCCUUUAUACAGGUCAUGCAGUCAGUUGGAGGAAGUGAAGCACAGCUGCCAAGAUGCUUACGCUAAGAACCAAGAAAAAGCAAGAGAGUUCAAAACGAAAACCCUGGAGAAACUAAGGGCUAAACGAAGAUAAUCCACAUUCCUGUCUAUUUUAUUUGAAAAAUAUCUUUAAUGUUUAUGUUCUGCUAACACUUUUUAAAAUGAAUUUUUAUUUAUAUAUUAAAAGGUUCUACUUA